Rhopilema esculentum is the source of this 681-nucleotide messenger RNA. The record is from RefSeq and is a predicted model, not a curated record. Lineage: Eukaryota; Metazoa; Cnidaria; Scyphozoa; Rhizostomeae; Rhizostomatidae.
AUGCCUAAACAGAAGUCAGCCAAAAGAGCAAGGAAUGAAUUGUCCUUGGACAAGAAAUUCCACAUUGUUGAAGAAUAUGAAAGUACUAAUGGUUCUUUAGGAAUAAGAAAAUUAGCCGAGAAAUACAUGUGUGGAAAGACGCAAAUAAGCAACAUCAUCAAAAACAAGGUAUCAGUAAGAGAACAAUAUGAAAAAGGACUUCCUCAAGGAAAGAAACGAAACCGUACUUCUCAGUUUUCAGAUUUAAACGAUGCUGUCUGGGAGUGGUAUAAAAACAAGAAUGAUCAACUAAUUCCAGUUGAUGGUCCAAUGAUCCAGGAAUUUGCAUCUCAAGUUGCCGAAAAGCUAGGCUACAUUGAUUUCAAAGCCUCAAGUGGUUGGUUGACAAGAUUCAAAGAACGACACAAUCUUUCACAACACAAAGUUUGCGGAGAAUCUGCUGAUGUCGCAGUGGAUACAGUGAAGUCUUGGAAAGAGCGGGUUGGCUCAAUCAUUUCUGGUUAUGAAAUGCAAGACAUUUGGAACUUAGUUGAGACUGGCCUCAUCUAUCGUGCUCUUCCAGACAAAUGCUUUUUUGCCAAAUCAAAGAAAUGUAAAGGUGGUAAGAAAUCCAAAGAACGUCUGACUGUUGCCCUGAUGACCUCUGCAACUGGAGAAAAGAAGAAACCAAUAGUUAUCUGA